This is a messenger RNA of Thelazia callipaeda (thelaziosis nematode), 215 nucleotides long. The record is from the annotation of a GenBank genome assembly. NCBI's taxonomy places the organism in Eukaryota, Metazoa, Nematoda, Chromadorea, Rhabditida, Thelaziidae.
AUGUAUUACAAUAGUACUAAAUUCAGACAUUUGUUUGCACCUAAUUCUGAUCCAAAAAUAUUAGGUCCUCAUCAAAUGCCAUUUAAUGAAAACGGUGCAAGAUUUGUGAAAACAAAUGGAAGGCCAAAACUGUGCACAACUACUAGCGAUUGUGAUGAUCACAGAGAACCAACAGAUUGGUGCCGCCCUUCGUAUUAUGAAUCCUGGACGUAAGU